Molecule: messenger RNA, 219 nt
Organism: Funneliformis geosporum
Lineage: Eukaryota; Fungi; Glomeromycota; Glomeromycetes; Glomerales; Glomeraceae
Source: the annotation of a GenBank genome assembly
AUGAGCGAUGAUGCUUCAUCAGCAGAGGUCAAACCUAUUCGGGUAGUUACAAAGACCGAAGCCGAGCUAAAGUUUGAAGCGAUUCAGAAAAAAAGGCUGGAAGAGAAAGUUGAAAAGGCAGCACGAAGAUCACACAAGGAACGUGUGGCAGAAUUGAAUAGAAAAUUGGAAGAAAUGACCGAACAUUAUGAUAUUCCAAAGGUAAUUUGUCUUGUAUGA